Molecule: messenger RNA, 1100 nt
Organism: Drosophila kikkawai
Lineage: Eukaryota; Metazoa; Arthropoda; Insecta; Diptera; Drosophilidae
Product: inosine-uridine preferring nucleoside hydrolase-like
Molecular function (GO): hydrolase activity, hydrolyzing N-glycosyl compounds
Source: RefSeq, a predicted model, not a curated record
ACCACCAGCAGUUGCCUGCAGACACAGCCAUGGACAGUGGCAAGCAGGAACGCCUGGUCAUCUUCGACUGCGACAUUGGUGCAGACGAUGCCUGGGCCCUGGCCAUGCUCCUGAGAGCGGAGUCGUUGUCCCUGCCCGACGGAAGACGCCACAAAGUGAUUGCCAUCACCUGUGUCCAAGGCAACUCGGAGGUGGAGAACGGUUCACUGAAUGCCUUGAGGGUGCUCAAGUUGCUGGACAGGAUGGAUGUGCCCGUUUUCAAGGGAUGUGCUUUGCCCUUAGUCCCGCGUACUUGGACAAACACCUCGCGCUAUCACGGCAGUGAUGGCUUCAAGGACGUAGGAGACUAUCCGGAGGUGGCCGACUGGCAGGAGCAACUGCAGCGGGAGCAUGCCGUCAAUGCCAUGUAUCGCUUGGUCUGCCAGCAUCCCAAACAAGUGGACUUUCUGUUGUGCGGGCCGCUCACCAACUUUGCCAACUGCAUCAAUCUCUAUGACGACGCCUUUCUGGACAAGAUCGGCGGGGUGUAUAUGAUGGGCGGCAACAUCUACGGCCAGGGCAACAUCACCAAGAGUGCCGAGUUCAAUUUCAUGAUGGAUCCCGAGGCGGCUCAUUCGACUCUCGAGCGGCUGAAGGAGCCAGCCCUAAUCCUGCCCUGGGAGCCGUGCUGCGAUGAUGACUUUACCCCGACGCUCGACUGGCGCCUGAAUGAGCUGGGCGCUGGGAUGCAUCCCUUUGUCGAGCUCCUGACCAGAGUGGAGCGAUCUAUAUUGGUGUCUCGUGGCAUUACAAAGUGGCGGAAUCCCGAUGCCGCACUCACGGCCGCCUAUCUCUUCCCAAAAGCAAUGAUCCUCGACCAGAGCGAGUACUAUGCCGCCGUGGAGCUAGCCGGAGUCCACACUCGUGGUCAACUGGUACUGGACCACCUGCGUGGCCGCAAGAUGGACGCCAUUCACGGGAAGAAGAUCAAUGUGCGUAUUAUCAGACGCCUCAAUCGGGAAGUAUUCCGUACGAUCAUCUCCUGGACGGGUUUCCAUCCACAGGCGAGCGUCGAAGAGCUCUGCAAGCGGGGCCGCCCAGCGAAUAGUCAAGCCAAUUGA